AUGUCGUCGCAAAAGAACAUCGAAACUGUUGAAGCGAUCUUCAAAAGCUAUGAGCUAUUGGACGAGCGUCUCGAUAAGAAAGCGGCAUUGUUUGAAACGGAGAAGAUCACCAACUUCACCGGGAUGUUCAACGGCGUCAUGGCUUCGUCGAAAAAGAAGAUGAUUGAGAGCGCGUCGUCGAAAUUCGAGCAGGUUCAAGCGGACAAGAAGGCGAAAGUCGGUAAAGAGGAGAAGUCUGAAAAUGAGCUGAUUGUUGAUAUACCGACAAUCGCCACCAACGCGAAUCGCGCCACCAUCUCAUUGGGCAUCGUCGACGAGCUAUUGAUUCGUAUUAUUGUCUAUUUAUACAUUUAUUAUAAUCGUCAGAAAUUUUUGAUGUUGUGCAUUUUUUUGCGUUUUCUCCUCUCCGAUUCGUAA
Molecule: messenger RNA, 417 nt
Organism: Caenorhabditis bovis
Lineage: Eukaryota; Metazoa; Nematoda; Chromadorea; Rhabditida; Rhabditidae
Source: the annotation of a GenBank genome assembly